Molecule: messenger RNA, 339 nt
Organism: Paramecium octaurelia
Lineage: Eukaryota; Ciliophora; Oligohymenophorea; Peniculida; Parameciidae
Source: the annotation of a GenBank genome assembly
AUGAGGAUUUAAAAGGGUUUGGAGAAACAAAAAGUUGAGUGUGUAAAGAAUUAGGCUAGAAUGUGUUUACUUAAAGUUUUGAAAUACAAAAUUUAGUAAUAUUUCUAAGAUUUCAUUAAGUACGAGUAUCACAUUUUAUACACAAAAUAAUUAAUGAUAAUUGUCUCUUCUCCUAUUCCUAAUUAAUGCUAUAAAUUAGGUAGUUCAGGGUCUGUUUAUGAAUUUAGUGAUAAAUCAGAAAUGAGAGCUCAUAGAUUUUAAAAAGGUGAAAAUCAAAUAAGUAUGCUCAAACAAAGAUUUGGAAUCAGAUUCUAGAAUACUUUUUAUGAAUAUGAUUGA